Molecule: messenger RNA, 1604 nt
Organism: Prosopis cineraria
Lineage: Eukaryota; Viridiplantae; Streptophyta; Magnoliopsida; Fabales; Fabaceae
Product: serine carboxypeptidase-like 42
Exons: 9
Coding region: 23-1471 (482 amino acids)
Biological process (GO): proteolysis
Molecular function (GO): serine-type carboxypeptidase activity
Source: RefSeq, a predicted model, not a curated record
GUAUUGGUGAGAAGUGAGGGAAAUGGAAAAGGGGUGGGAUCGUGGAGCGAGCGUGGGAGGGAUGGGAGGAAGGCGGUACCUGGGUGUGGCGGUGGCUCUGAUGGUGGCACUAGUAGUGGUGGAAGGGUACCCAACGGAGGAUUUGGUGGCGGCACUGCCUGGCCAGCCAAAGGUCGGGUUCAAGCAGUACGCUGGCUAUGUUGACGUGGAUCCCGGCCACGGCAAGAGUUUGUUCUACUACUUUGUGGAGGCCCAGCACGAGGCUCUUCACAAGCCCCUCACCCUCUGGCUCAAUGGAGGUCCCGGCUGUUCCUCCAUUGGCGGCGGCGCCUUCACUGAGUUGGGUCCCUUUUAUCCCACACCUGAUGGCCGUGGCCUCCGAACCAAUUCCAUGUCUUGGAACUCAGUAUCCAACCUGCUGUUCGUGGAGUCUCCUGCCGGAGUUGGCUGGUCCUACUCAAAUACGACGUCUGAUUAUAACACCGGAGAUGCCUCCACCGCCUUCGACAUGUACUUGUUCAUGCUGAAAUGGUACGACAAGUUUCCAACGUACAGAUCAAGGCAGCUCUUUCUUUCCGGAGAAAGUUAUGCAGGACAUUACAUACCCCAGUUGGCCGAUUUGCUAUUGGACCACAACACUCGUUCAACUGGUUUCAAAUUCAACAUCAAGGGAGUUGCAAUUGGAAACCCUCUCCUGAAACUUGACCGGGAUAUUCCUGCGACAUACGAGUUCUUCUGGUCCCAUGGCAUGAUUUCCGAUGAAACUGGCCUCGCCGUUAUGAAUGAUUGCGAUUUCCAGGAUUAUGUGCUUCCCAGUCCUCACAACGAAUCUCAUUCCUGCAACCUCGCCAUAGCCGAGGCUGAUCGUGUCGUGGGCAAUUACAUUAACGAUUAUGACGUGAUCCUCGAUGUUUGUUAUCCUUCCAUUGCUGAGCAAGAACUCAGACUCAAAAAGAUGGCUUCCAAAAUAAGUUUAGGCGUUGAUGUUUGUAUGGAUUAUGAAAGAGACUUUUAUUUCAACCUCCCCGAGGUUCAGAAGGCUCUCCAUGCAAACAGUACCAGUCUGCCCUAUAGCUGGUCCAUGUGCAGCGACUUUUUGAAUUAUAGCGAUUCUGACGGUAAAAUCAACAUCCUUCCAAUUCUCCGGAAGAUACUUCAGAAUGGCAUCCCAGUUUGGGUUUACAGUGGAGACCAAGAUUCUGUUGUGCCAUUGCUGGGUUCGAGAACGCUAAUGCGAGAACUAGCUCGUGACAUGAAGAUGAAGAUUACAGUACCAUAUAGAGCUUGGUUCCACAAAGGCCAGGUAGGAGGAUGGGUAACGGAGUAUGGGAAUUUGCUGACAUUUGCGACGGUGAGAGGGGCGGCUCACAUGGUGCCUUAUGCACAGCCAUCGAGAGCACUGCAAUUAUUUACUUCGUUUGUGAGUGGACGAAGGUUGCCUAAUACAACUCAUCCACUCAUCAAUGGCUGAUUUUUAAUGUCUUACCAGUUGCUAUAUAUACUAUAGCACAUAUAUCUGGAUUCUCUACCCCCUCUUGUUUGAGUCUUGACUGAGUGCCAUGGAAUGGAAACAGCAAUAUAUGUGUUCCGCUUCUGUAAGGAAA